AUGUCGCUGAAGCCCAUGUUCAAGUACUUCAAUUUGAUGAGGUUGAGAAGCUUUAUCGAAUGGCUCUUGACAUUCAAAGAGAAAAAUUUAUCAGCCUCUCCUGAAGAAGCUGCUAACAGGAGACUCUUGGGUAUUAUUUACAAUUUGAAGGGAGACAAUAAGGCUUCUUUUGAGCAUUAUGUUUUGGCAGACAUUGCCAUGGAAGCCAGUGGCCAAGAAGCUGAAAUUCCUGUACCCGAAAAACACCAUAAAAUUACAGUAACAGCCACUAACUGCAACAUUGGCGACACGUAUUUAUCUAUGGCACGAUAUGAUGAGCCUAUAUGUGCUUACCAAAAAGCACUUACUAUGUUCAAGUCUACCAAAGGAAAGAACCAUCGGUCAGUUGCAUCAGUCUAUAAACGUUUGGCUGAUUUGUACAACAAGAUAGGGAAAUUCAGGGAAUCAAAAUCUUACUGUGAAAAUGCACUUCAGAUUUAUAUUAAAACCGUCCCUGGAAGCCAUCCAAAAGAGAUUGUAAGUGGCCUUGUCGAUGUAUCUGUGUUCUAUGAAUCCAUAAACGAGCCUGAUCAGGCUCUCGAGUUGCUUCGGAAGGCCAUAAAAGUGUAUCGAAAUACACCAGGACAACAGAGAACUAUUGCAGGAAUCGAAGCCCAGAUUGGGAUCUUGCACUAUAUUCUGGGGGAGUACGUGGAGUCUUACUAUUCCCUAAAAAAUGCACUAUAUGCAAAAAACGAGGCUGCCGACUUAUUUGAAGAAGCAAGAACAAUUUUUGAGACUGAAUGCGGACCUUACCAUGCAGAUACAUUAGGGAUCUAUAGCAAUCUUGCUGGAACUUAUGAUGCAAUGGGCAGGACGGAUGAUUCAAUUGAAUUAUUAGAAUUCAUUGUUGGAAUGAAAGAGGAGAAACUAAGAACAACAAAUCCUGAUGGGGAUGAUGAGAAGAGGAGAUUAACUGAGUUAUUAACAGAAUCAGAGAGAGUGAAGAGCAGGAAAACAAGAUCCCUGGAAACUUUUCUUGGUAACAUGUCUCAUGUUUUCCUCAAGGAUCAAGAGAUCAAUAUACUAGAAAGAUGA
Capsicum annuum is the source of this 1077-nucleotide messenger RNA. RefSeq names its product protein KINESIN LIGHT CHAIN-RELATED 2-like. The record is from RefSeq and is a predicted model, not a curated record. Bases 1 to 1077 code for a protein of 358 amino acids. Lineage: Eukaryota; Viridiplantae; Streptophyta; Magnoliopsida; Solanales; Solanaceae. Gene Ontology annotation, molecular function: protein binding. The transcript is spliced from 4 exons.